Molecule: messenger RNA, 1887 nt
Organism: Meriones unguiculatus (Mongolian gerbil)
Lineage: Eukaryota; Metazoa; Chordata; Mammalia; Rodentia; Muridae
Gene: Snx15
Product: sorting nexin 15
Exons: 9
Coding region: 396-1409 (337 amino acids)
Molecular function (GO): phosphatidylinositol binding
Source: RefSeq, a predicted model, not a curated record
ACCAGGAAUACCGUGCGGUGGGCAGUCUGCACAGCUCUAGGAAGCUGGAUCCGAAAGAGCUCCAUAAAGGAUUGCGGUGCAGAGGAGAGGGCACACAGGUGGCCGGAGCAGCCUGCAACUGCCAGAGCCUGAUGUUGAGAGCACUGGAGGCUCCUAGCCAGGCUGUCCUCAGCCACUGAUGGCUCCGUCCCAAGAGCUACCAGAGGCUAAGCGCAGGGUCAGCCCGACUCCACAGACUUACGUAUUCCUUCCACAGGACGAGCUGAGCCUCUGGCAAGGUCCCUGGGCCUGGAGGAGAAGAAGGGCUCGGGCCGGUUCCGGGCGGUGGCAGCGGGCUGAACGCGCGGAGCGGGGCCGGCGUGCAGGAGGAGGAGUCGGCGGCCAGCUCCGCUGUCAUGUCGCGCCAGGCCAAGGACGACUUCCUGCGGCACUACACCGUCUCGGACCCCAGGACCCACCCCAAGGGUUACACGGAGUACAAAGUAACCGCGCAGUUCAUCUCAAAGAAGGACCCAGAGGAUAUCAAAGAGGUAGUAGUCUGGAAGCGAUACAGUGACUUCCGUAAGCUCCACGGGGACUUGGCCUAUACUCACCGCAACCUCUUCCGCCGCCUAGAGGAGUUUCCGGCUUUCCCCCGAGCCCAGGUGUUUGGUCGGUUUGAAGCCUCCGUGAUUGAGGAGCGGCGAAAGGGUGCAGAGGACUUGCUGCGCUUCACAGUGCCCAUCCCUGCGCUCAACAACAGCCCCCAGCUCAAGGAAUUUUUCCGGGGUGGGGAGGUGACACGGCCCUCUGAGGUGUCCAGGGACCUUCGAAUCCUGCCACCCCCUCUCAUCCCUACCCCACUUCCUGGUGAGGCCCGACUACUCCAGCCACUGCCUGCAGAAAGGAGGGGCCAGGAGGAGUUGGAGGUGCCAGUGGACCCCCUACCGUCCAGCCCUGCCCAAGAGGCCUUGGAUCUUCUCUUCAACUGUGACAGCACCGAAGAUGCAUCCAGCUCUCCAGCUCGAGGUCCCCUCUCUGAGGCUGAACUUGCCCUUUUUGAUCCUUACUCCAAAGAGGACAGGACAGGCCCCAGCCCCACCCACACAGGUGAGCUGGCAGCCGUGGAGGUGCAGUCCAAAAGGCUGGAGCAGGAGCCCUGGGAGCCAGGAGGACAGGCGGAGGAAGAGGCUGAGGCUGGAGCGCCUGCCCCAGCUUACCUAGGCCAGGCCACAGAGCUCAUCACUCAAGCCCUGCGGAAUGAAAAGGCUGGCGCCUAUGCUGCUGCUCUCCAAGGCUACCAAGAUGGGGUGCACAUCCUGCUUCAGGGAGUCUCGGGUGACCCAUCCCCUGCCCGCCGGGAAGGUGUGAAAAAGAAGGCAGCGGAGUACCUGAAACGGGCAGAGACCCUUCAAGCGUACCUGCCCUGAGCGGGGACCCUUCCUGGGAUGUCGGCUCCAGCACUGCCAGCCUCCUCCAUGCCUCUCCUGGGGACCUUGCCUCGUCCGCUGCUCUUGUAACCCCAGGGCCGUAUCUGUUAACUGGAUCAAGUGUGAGAAAAGCUGAGGCUUAUCACCUCUGACCUGCCUGCCUCCUUGGAGUCAGACGUGACCCUCUGGUCCUAUCUGCCUGUUUCAUGUGAGUGGCAUCUGGGCCACUGAUUUGUCAGUUCACCCUUUAGAGCCAGCAUCUGUAGCCAGACCUGGCCCACUGCCUUUUUUCUAAGGCCCUCGAGAUACAAGAGAUUUUCCUUUUCUUUCUUUCUUUUCUCUCUCUCUCUCUCUCUCUCUCUCUCUCUUUCUCUUUCUUUGUUGUUGUUGUUAAUGGUUGGAAGGAAAAGGAUUCUUUGACAAGUGAAAAAUUUAUAAAAUCUAAAUGUGUGUGAAUAAAAAAUGUGUCAGAACACAA